GCAGGCAGGGAACAAGGUCGUGGGAAAAAGGACUUGGUGUGGUAUCGCCAUUUCUUCUGCUUCCGGCUUUUGCGCCUUUCGCAGAGCUUCCGACAGCAGAAUGUUGGGACAGAGCAUUCGGAGGUUCACGACCUCUGUGGUCCGUAGGAGCCACUAUGAGGAGGGUCCAGGGAAGAAUUUGCCAUUUUCGGUGGAAAACAAGUGGCGAUUACUAGCGAUGAUGACUUUGUUCUUUGGAUCUGGAUUUGCAGCACCUUUCUUUAUAGUAAGACACCAGCUGCUUAAAAAAUGAGGAUGUUUUAGUUAAUCCAUGAAACAGAUAUGAAGAGGAGCAUUUUAAGAGGUGUAGUCUCUGAAAAAUGGAUCCAACUGUUGAACUCAGCAACUGGAUGUGUUUGUAAAUAAACGUAUGGCAUGAAUUCUUAAUGCCUCUUCUCUGAAGUAUGAAAUGUGA
Molecule: messenger RNA, 454 nt
Organism: Miniopterus natalensis
Lineage: Eukaryota; Metazoa; Chordata; Mammalia; Chiroptera; Miniopteridae
Gene: COX7C
Product: cytochrome c oxidase subunit 7C
Biological process (GO): mitochondrial electron transport, cytochrome c to oxygen
Cellular component (GO): respiratory chain complex IV
Source: RefSeq, a predicted model, not a curated record